AGAAAGUAACCCUCUUACUUUAAAUAGAAGCCUAUUUUUAAAGUGACUCAGACAAAUAAGAGGAAAAAUAGAUCCUUAAGUUCUACGCCAAAAAUUAGCUCAUUUGAGCAAUCAGAGAAUGGAAAGGGAAAUCAUCACAAAAACAGCCAGGUGAAAAGAUUUCAAGUUUAACAGAGAUGAAUCAAAUAUGAACUCAGCUAGUACACUAUCAUUGAAUGGACCAUUAAAGGAUAGCUCUGCUCUCUUGAAAUCUUCUACUCAGAAAUAUGAAGAGUCAAAGGAACAAUAUGAUUCAGACAGCAAGUCUCACUCUCAAAGAGAAGCCGAUAAUGAACCUUAUAAGCCUGCAAGCCGAAGCAACUACUCUUCAACUGUCACACAAAUAUUACAAACGUGGUUUGAGGCUCAUAUAGAUUACCCAUAUCCCACAGAGCAAGAAAGAAUCGAGCUUUGUGAGAAAACUGGACUUACAAGAAAGAAACUUAGAGUUUGGCUUAUAAACUCAAGAAAGAGAAAAACAGACAAGAUUAUCAAGAAGAUGAACCCUAAAGACCUCAAAAGAGGUUCAAAUCCAGCAUCUUAUAAGCCAAGGGUGCCACCAUGCUUGAAUGAUCCUCAGCCAGACAGGUCCCGCCCUAUGCCUAUUUCUCCGAAGAUUAAUGUCUUCAGUCUGAUCCAGGAGUACAACUCAAGAACCAUAAGAUUCUAUCAGAAGAAAAUGCAGGAGACUUGUGAAAGGAAGCUUAAUUCUUUUUGUCGAAUGCUGAACAAGUAUUGAUUUUGAGACAAUAUCGAUUUCGACCCCAAGAAUAUGGACAAUAAAGAAAAAGAAGAUUAAGAAAACGCCUCAAGUUGCCAUUACAAGUGCC
Molecule: messenger RNA, 869 nt
Organism: Moneuplotes crassus
Lineage: Eukaryota; Ciliophora; Spirotrichea; Euplotida; Euplotidae
Source: the annotation of a GenBank genome assembly